Molecule: messenger RNA, 6734 nt
Organism: Candoia aspera
Lineage: Eukaryota; Metazoa; Chordata; Lepidosauria; Squamata; Candoiidae
Gene: MAGI2
Product: membrane associated guanylate kinase, WW and PDZ domain containing 2
Exons: 22
Coding region: 129-4574 (1481 amino acids)
Biological process (GO): receptor clustering; signal transduction
Cellular component (GO): dendrite; cytoplasm; cell-cell junction
Molecular function (GO): type II activin receptor binding; signaling receptor complex adaptor activity; SMAD binding
Source: RefSeq, a predicted model, not a curated record
CGGAACCUUUCCCCGCCGCCGCCUCUCCUCGCCUCCCCCCACACGCGAAAGGAAACUCCAAGGACACCCCGAGGCAAGGAGGGACAGCAGCCGCGGCGCCUCUCCUUCCCCCCGCCCUCCCCACGGCAAUGUCCAAGGGCUUGAAGAAGAAAAGCCACUGGACGAGCCGAGUCCAUGAGUGUGUCAUCGUGAGGAACCCGGAGGGCCAGCUGGGCUUUGAGCUCAAGGGGGGAGCCGAGAACGGGCAGUUCCCGUACCUGGGGGAGGUCAAGCCCGGCAAGGUGGUCUACGAAAGCGGCGGGAAGUUGGUGCCCGAAGAGCUGCUCUUGGAGGUGAACGAGACCCCCGUGGCCGGGCUCACCAUCCGGGAUGUGCUGGCGGUGAUCAAGCACUGCAAGGACCCCAUCCGGCUGAAGUGCGUCAAGCAAGGAGGCAUUGUUGAUAAGGAUCUCCGUCACUACCUCAAUCUACGGUUCCAGAAGGGUUCAGUGGAUCACGAGCUUCAGCAGAUCAUUCGAGACAAUCUCUACCUCCGAACAGUGCCAUGCACUACAAGGCCUCAUAAGGAGGGGGAAGUCCCUGGUGUGGAUUAUAUUUUCAUCACUGUUGAAGAUUUUAUGGAACUAGAGAAAAGUGGUGCUCUUUUAGAAAGUGGAACAUAUGAAGAUAAUUACUACGGUACUCCAAAGCCUCCUGCUGAGCCAGCCCCACUACUAUUAAAUGUCACAGAUCAGAUACUCCCAGGUGCAACACCCAGUUCGGAAGGCAAACGGAAAAGAAACAAGUCAGUGAGUAACAUGGAAAAGACGGGAAUUGAACCUCCAGAAGAAGAGGAGGAAGAGAAAGCUGUGGUCAAUGGCAAUGGCACGGCAAUCACACCAGAGUCAAGUGAACAUGAAGAAAAGAAUACAGGUGCCUCAGGUGAAACUUCAUCUCAGCCUUAUCCUGCUCCUGUUUAUAGCCAACCGGAAGAAGUAAAAGAGGAUAUGGAUGUAACAAAGCAGCCAAAACUUGAAGAAAAUGAUGAACUGGGCCCAUUGCCUGAUAAUUGGGAAAUGGCUUACACAGAGAAAGGGGAAGUCUACUUUAUUGACCAUAACACAAAGACCACAUCAUGGCUGGAUCCACGACUGGCAAAAAAGGCUAAACCUCCAGAAGAGUGCAAAGAAAAUGAACUACCAUAUGGCUGGGAGAAAAUUGAUGAUCCCAUUUAUGGCACUUAUUAUGUUGACCACAUAAAUAGAAGGACACAAUUUGAAAAUCCCGUUUUGGAAGCCAAAAGGAAGUUACAGCAGCGUACCAUGCCCAACGCAGAACUUGGAAUCAAGCCUAUGCCAGCCCAAAGUUUCCGAGAAAAGCCGCUCUUCACCCGGGAUGCCUCACAGCUGAAAGGCACUUUCCUCAGCACCACUCUUAAAAAAAGCAAUAUGGGCUUUGGAUUUACCAUCAUUGGUGGGGAUGAGCCCGAUGAAUUUCUCCAGGUGAAGAGUGUCAUCCCUGAUGGGCCCGCAGCACAAGAUGGCAAGAUGGAAACAGGUGAUGUCAUUGUCUACAUUAAUGAAGUUUGUGUCCUUGGACAUACUCAUGCAGAUGUAGUCAAACUCUUCCAGUCUGUUCCCAUUGGUCAGAGUGUCAACCUGGUGCUAUGUCGUGGAUACUCUCUGCCCUUUGAUCCUGAAGAUCCUGCCAACAGCAUGGUGCCACCACUCACAGUUAUGGAGAGACCUCCAGUAGUAGUAAAUGGAAGACAUAACUAUGAAACUUAUUUGGAAUACAUUUCUAGAACUUCUCAGUCUGUUCCAGAUGUAACAGAUCGGCCACUACAUUCCUUGCACUCCAUUCCAGCAGACAGUCAGCUUGAUAGCACAUUCCCACCACCCAUUCAUGAUGAUAAUGUCUCAAUGGCUUCUUCAGGGGCCACUCAAGCUGAACUCAUGACCUUAACCAUUGUGAAAGGGGCCCAGGGCUUUGGCUUCACUAUAGCAGACAGUCCAACAGGACAGAGAGUGAAGCAAAUUUUAGACGUUCAGGGGUGCCCUGGUUUAUGUGAAGGUGACCUCAUUGUUGAGAUCAACCAGCAGAAUGUACAGAACCUGACCCAUGCAGAAGUAGUGGAUAUACUUAAAGAAUGUCCAGUUGGAAGUGAGACUUCUUUGUUUAUCCAUAGAGGAGGAUUCUUUUCACCAUGGAAAACUCCAAAGCCUAUGAUGGAAAAAUGGGAGAAUCAAGGCAGUCCACAGACAAGUUUAUCUGCUCCAGCGGUGCCACAGAAUAUUCCCUUUCCACCCGCCCUUCACAGGAGUUCUUUCCCUGAUUCAACAGAGGCCUUUGACCCAAGAAAGCCUGACCCAUACGAGCUGUAUGAGAAAUCACGAGCUAUUUAUGAAAGUAGGCAACAAGGGCCACCCAGGACAGGUGUUCGAAUGGAUUCCUCAGGUUCAGAUUACAAAGAGUUAGAUGUUCAUCUUCGGAGAAUGGAAUCUGGUUUCGGCUUCAGAAUUCUUGGAGGAGAUGAACCAGGACAGCCAAUUCUGAUCGGUGCAGUGAUUGCGAUGGGCUCGGCAGACAGAGAUGGCCGCCUGCAUCCUGGCGAUGAGUUGGUCUACGUCGAUGGACUUCCUGUGGCUGGCAAAACUCACCGAUAUGUGAUUGAUCUCAUGCAUAAUGCAGCUCGAAAUGGGCAAGUGAAUCUUACUGUGAGAAGAAAGGUGCUACCUACAGGAGAACCAUGUCCAGAGAAUGGCAGAAGUCCAGGCUCUGUGUCUACCCAUCACAGUUCUCCAAGAAGUGACUAUGCUACAUAUGCCAACAGCAAUCAUGUUGGGUCAAGUAACAAUGCUACGCCUCCCGAGGGCUUUCCUUCGCACAGCUUGCAAGCGAAUGAUGUCAUCAUCCAUCGCAAAGAAAAUGAAGGGUUUGGCUUCGUUAUCAUUAGCUCCUUGAACAGGCCUGAAUCUGGGUCAACAAUGGCUGUACCCCAUAAAAUAGGCAGGAUAAUUGAUGGGAGUCCUGCUGAUCGCUGUGCAAAAUUAAAAGUCGGAGACCGGAUCUUAGCUGUGAAUGGCCAGUCUAUUAUUAACAUGCCUCAUGCAGAUAUUGUGAAGCUAAUUAAAGAUGCUGGUCUUAGUGUGACUCUUCGCAUCAUUCCUCAGGAGGAGCUGAGCAGCCCAGCUUCCGCACCCAGCUCAGAAAAACAGAGUCCCAUGGCACAGCAACACAGCCCUGUGACUCAGCAGAGCCCUGUAGCACAGCCGACACCUCCGCAGCCUCUACAGACUCAAGGACAUGAAAAUAGUUAUAGGUCAGAGGUAAAAGCAAGGCAGGAUGUGAAACCUGACAUUCGGCAACCUCCAUUUACAGAUUAUAGGCAGCCUCCAUUAGAUUACCGGCAUCCACCAGUGUUAGAUUACCGGCAAUCCCCCCCUUUGGACUACCGGCAGCAUUCUCCUGACACCAGACAAUUUCCCUUAUCAGAUUACAGACCGCCUCAGGAUUUUGAUUAUUUUACUGUUGACAUGGAAAAGGGUGCCAAAGGGUUUGGAUUCAGUAUUCGAGGUGGAAGAGAAUACAAAAUGGAUCUCUAUGUCUUGAGAUUGGCAGAAGACGGACCAGCAAUAAGAAAUGGACGAAUGAGGGUGGGAGAUCAAAUUAUUGAAAUCAAUGGGGAAAGUACAAGAGACAUGACACAUGCCAGAGCAAUAGAACUCAUCAAAUCUGGUGGCAGAAGAGUACGAUUGUUACUAAAACGUGGAACUGGACAGGUCCCAGAAUAUGACGAACCAAACUCCUGGAGUUCUCCCGCUGCCACCUCCCCAGGUCUGUCGGAAGUAACUAUUUCCCCUGAUGACAUUGUCUCGCCAUUAUCUUCAUCACAUCUAGCCCAAUCUUCUGACCCUUCCCGCCAGAUAAACCCAGAAUCAGCUUGGGAUAUCAAGAGGGAACAUCAUGUAAAAAAACCAAAGGAGCUCUCAGUAAAUGGCCACAAAAAGAAAAGGUUAGGUGAACAGACAGAGAGAUCUGCAAGUCCUAAGAAGGUAGACAGGUCAAAGCAUGAAGACGUUUUGAAGAAAGGAAGCUCAGAAGGCAAGAGUAAGACCAGUGAAAGUGGCAGGCCGCUGCCAGAGAUUAAGGUAGCGGGACUGAACACAAUGGCCGAGGCUGGCGUCAGAGAACAUGGAUGUGCUGGACUCAAUGAUGAAUGGGUUGGGAGAUCCAAGUGGCUGGAAAGCAAAAGAGGGGGAUCCCUUGGAACAAAGGAUCACUAUGUCACAGUUGCUGCAGAGAAGAAAUCAGCUGCAGCAGCCGAACAUGUCAAGCUGGAUUCCAUUGGUGCUACCAAGACAUACAGUAGCAAUAGCUGCAGCUCUCAUGGAAGUGACAUGGAUCAUAACCAGAAAGAAUCUGACCGGAAGCCCAGUGAAUUCUCACGGAAGGGACAUGUUCAUUCCAUUACAACACACAAUACCAAUCCUACAGCUCGGAAGGCAACUGUCUCACCAGGUCCAUGGAAGAUUCCUGGUUCUGAUAAGCUACCUGGUGUUCUAAAAUCUAGCACUUCUGCAAUGAGCAGAUAAGUCAACUGUUAACGUUGCCUUCUCAUUGUUUCACGGUGAUGCAGAACAUCCUUCUUAUUUCUGUCUCACAUUGUUUUAAUUUAUUUUAACUCAUAUACAUACCUGCUCAAAAUAUGGAAAAAUGAAAACAGUAAUGUGUAAUUCUAUGACAACAUGCAUAACGUCUUAAUAAGUUAAUGGAAGAUAUAGUCACUCUUGUAUCUAACUGUGACCUUAAUGUCCCCAGUUUCAUUUCAGAGACUUUGGCAGCUAUGGAAGAAACCAAAAUAAUAUGAAGGACAGUUGACCCACAAAGACAGUGCAGUGUAGCUUUAGUUUGAUGUUUUCCACUGCAUGAAGGCCUUGGGAUUUUCAUUCAGACUUUAUAUAAGAAACUGGAAGAAGUUAGAGCAAUCAUAAACUGGAACAUCGCCUUAAAUAAAACUGCACGGAGAAAGUUAAAAGUGAAAUAGAAUAUUUUAUCUGAAUUAAAUGUUGUAAAUAAAUAGUUCUCAACAUAUCUAGACAGGGGUUUGAACCAUUUGAAAUUGUAAAUCCAUGGUAUGUCUCUACUGUUAACACUUUGGAAAAACUGCCCAAUAUUAGUAGCAUAAUUCAUUAUGCCGGGUGAACAACCCUAGUGGAUUAGCUAAAGCAGAAUCAUUUCUACUUCCAUUUUGUGUACAAACCAUCUUUCUGUACAUUGAGAAAAGAGGGUGGAAUUGUAUUCAGAAAUCUAGCCUCAGAAGCAACAUUAUAGAUUUCUCCCACACACGCAUGCAUACAGGCACACCUAUAGAUUUGGAUUCCCAAACAUCACAUAGGUUUCACAUAGGUAAUUGUGACAUAAAAUUGCUGGGUCACUGUAAUGAGUGAUUCUUCAAAGAUUAAAAACUGAAGUUUCCUAUCAGAACAGCCUUGGUCUCCUGCAGGAACUCAUAAUUGUCUAAAUACUAAUUCAGCUUGUUUUUAAUAUGAAUGUCUUUGAAUUUUAUUCUCCAUCACACUCUAGAAAGUCUAAAAUAGAUGUCCACAAAAGUCCUGUUUUAUUAUAUAAAUCCACCAGGCAACUACGUGUUUCUUCCUUCCAUAUUCUGUGUCUCUCUUGCUUUUAAAUUUCACGUGUUCAAUGCCAUAACAACAUUUCAUUUGCACACUGAUGAAGUGUGGCUUCCUCAAUGAGCUCCAUGAAUCAACUCUUAUUUUUGAGAGGUUUGCUAUUUUUUUAAGCAACAGCAAUAGAAUCAAGAGCAGCAGCACUCAGUAAUAAUAUUUUUUUUUUAAAAAGAAAAUUAUUAUUUAACUUGAAAAGAUUUCCGGGGCAAACCCUCACAUUUCUCAGAAGUAACACUGUUUGGUGGGCAGAAUCCAGUUACUUUUAAGAUCAGCGGAAGUUUUGAUUUGGAGAGGGGUAUGAAAAUGUGAUUGAAUACUAGCCAAGCAGCAGGUCACCACACUGCUAGUCCCACUCAACCAACAAUCAGAGUUACCUGUGUUUCAUUUAUUUUCUUUAGGAGCUAUGGAGCUAUCUUUCUAUUAAAUUAGAAUGAAAAGAAGAAAGGAUUUUGCACCUUUGAAAACAAAAUGCGUAUUUAAGAUCUAGUCCCAUUAUAGUUUUUUUAAGAAAGCACAAAGAUAUGUAGCUGUUUACAAAAUAGAAUAUCUGUCUAUAUAUAUUAAUUUAAAAAAUAGAGAUAUAUCUUUAUUCCCAGCCUAGACAUUUGGCAUAAUUUGCUGUUAAUUUAUUAAAUCUGAAAUGUGGACAGAACUUCUCUAAUCAGCAGGGAAGGAUAUGUCCUGCUGUGUCACUUCCUUCAUAUAAUGAACAGGAACAAACAGCAAAGGGGGAGAAAACUGAAAUUUUGUUUGCAUAAACUUCAGUUUGCACACUGUCCAGCCCUCCUCUGUGCAGAUCACUGCUUUAUGCGGCUGUAAUUGAUAACCCGUGAAGACAUCAUUUAAACCCCAUUCUGAAUAAUAUUUCUGUGUAGUGUUAGCUGUGAAUUUACCUUGUACAGCUCUAUUGCUAUAAAUAUAAUUCCAUGUAUUAAUAGUCACAGAAAAGCUGUAAGUGAGCAACUAUUUUUAUGAAACACACCACUAUGGAUAAAUUAACUUUUACAGAAAUCUUGUUUACUGUAUGAUAUUCUAAACCACUCAAAUAAAAUAUAUAUCCAAGAA